Fukomys damarensis (Damara mole-rat) is the source of this 6761-nucleotide messenger RNA. RefSeq names its product shroom family member 3 (gene Shroom3). Gene Ontology annotation, cellular component: cortical actin cytoskeleton; apical plasma membrane; adherens junction. The transcript has 12 exons. Gene Ontology annotation, molecular function: actin filament binding. The record is from RefSeq and is a predicted model, not a curated record. The coding region runs from base 970 to 6144 and encodes 1724 amino acids. Gene Ontology annotation, biological process: actin filament organization. NCBI's taxonomy places the organism in Eukaryota, Metazoa, Chordata, Mammalia, Rodentia, Bathyergidae.
AACCGCUCAGGCGCUGCCUUUCCUCGCCUAGAGUUUGCAAAAAAUACCAACGCCCGGCCUCUCUCGUUGAAGUUCUGCUUAAUUGGUGCGAGGCGGAGCUCUUCUAGCAAGUACUUUCUAGGUAAUCAGCCAAUCCGUGUGCUAUUUUCAGCUUUCUCGGCUUCAUCACCCGCGGCCGCGAGGCUGUGUUGAUUGUCAGGUCUUUGUGGCGAGCUGGUUCCGCACCGCAGUUUCCCAGCCCGCGGCGCCUAAUCCACUUGCUUGCUUCUCCCUCCCUUCUCCCCCGGGUUUAGCACUGCUGGGAACGCCCGAGCAGAGACUGCGGCUCCCGCCUUCUUCCAUUGAGAAUUUAUGCUUUAUGUUUUCAUUUUCUCUACAUCUUGUAAAAAAAAAAAAAAAGCAACUUUUUAUUUUUCAAGAAGCAAACGAAGUACUUAACUGCAGAAGAAAGUAAACGGCAGAGCGCUGGGUGCCGGGGGACGCCGGAGAAUUCCGGAGCCAGCUGGAGCCAAGUGCGGGCUUUCUUCCCCGCGCCCGCCGGGCGGGGAGGCUAUUGUGAUGGUAAAUUCACUUGCGCGGAAGAAAGGAUCGAUCAUCAAUCAAAAACGAGGUGGUGGUGUUUUUUUCAGUGUGGGCCGUUUUCUUCCUAGAUUGCGAGACUUUUACUUUUCUCUAAAAUCACAGAGAAAGUUCUGAUGUGUGUAUGGGUGAGGUCAAAGCGAUCUUCGGAGUGACGUUGGAGGGAUUUUACCGAGGCAUAGGGGAAAUGCACCGCCGGAGGGGCUCCCGGGGGAACCCAGAGUCCCCGGGGACGAUUCGGGCUGGGAAAGGUCUCAGUGGAGGCCCCCUCCGUCCCAGCGUCCCGGGGAGAAGCUAGGAAGGAGGCUGCACCUCAGUCUGCACUCGUGUCCCCGCGCUGUCGCCUGGUCCCGAGCAUCGCCAGCGCCCGCCCGCCAUGGACCUGGAGAGAUGAGGACACCCGAGCGCCCCGAGCCCCGCGCGCCCCCCGGGGCCAGGUACCUGUACCUGGAGGCCUUGCUGGAGGGAGGCGCUCCCUGGGGCUUUACCUUGAAAGGUGGCCUGGAGCACGGAGAACCGUUAAUCAUCUCCAAGAUUGAAGAAGGGGGCAAAGCUGACUUGGUGAGCUCCAAACUGCAAGCUGGGGACGAGGUCGUGCACAUCAAUGAGGUGGCUCUGAGCAGCUCCCGGAGGGAGGCUGUCUCCCUGGUAAAAGGAUCGUACAAGACGCUCAGGCUGGUAGUGCGCAGAGACGUGUGUGCGGACCCAGGCCAUGUGGGUCCUGGUGACUCCAGCCCGGAGCGCCUCACCGCAGGUCCCCAGCACAGGAAAGCAUCGUGGUCAGGAGGGGCGAAACUUCGGCUGAAGCACAGGCACAGCGAACCCGCAGGCCGCCCUCAUUCAUGGCACACAGCCACAUUUGAGGAGCACCAGUCGGAAGGCAGCAUGAUGAGGAUAUCUCAGGGCACGAUGGGGCCCCCCUGGCACCAAAGCUACCAUUCCAGCUCUUUGACAAGUGACUUCUCCAGUUACGACCAUGCUUAUCUGAGGCGGAGUCCUGACCGGUGCAGCUCCCAGGGGAGCAUGGAGAGCUUGGAGCCCAGUGGGGGCUACCCAGCCUGCCGUCUUCUCUCCCCUGCCAAGUCCACCAGCAGCAUUGACCAGCUCGGCCACCUCCAUAACAAGAGAGACUCGGCAUAUAGCUCCUUUUCCACCAGUUCUAGCAUCCUGGAAUACCCACCCCCUGGCAACGCUGGCCGAGAGCGCUCAGGAUCCAUGGACACUAUCACUGCCCGAGGUGGCCUCCUGGAAGGGAUGAGGCAAGCAGAUAUUCGCUAUGUCAAGACAGUCUAUGAUCCCCGGAGGGGAGUCUCAGCUGAGUAUGAGGUGAACUCUUCAGCUGUGCUGUUCCAGGGUAGGGAGUCCCAAGCCUCAGCAGAUACCCAGGACUGUAAUAAGUGGCAGAAUAUCCCUUGGGGCAAGGGAGCACCAUCCUCAUCCUGGAGCCAGCAGUGUCCCAGUUCCUUGGAGACGGCCACGGACAACUUGCCUCCUAGAGUGGGUGCACCCCUGCCCCCAGCUCGGAGCGACAGUUACGAAGCCUUUCGGCACCGUGAGCGGCCCAGCUCUUGGUCCAGCCUUGAUCAGAAACGAUUCUGCCGUCCCGUAGCACACUCUUCAGGCUCCCUGAAGGCUCCCUUUUUAGAGGAACAGUUGCACACUGUACUGGAGAGGAGUCCAGAGAACAGCCCUCCAGUGAAGCCCAAGCAUAACUAUACCCAGAAGACCCAGCCUGGUCAACCUCUGUUGCCUACUGGCAUCUACCCUGUCCCUUCCCUGGAGCCACACUUUGCCCAAGUGCCCCCGCCUUCUGUAAACAAUAAUGGAACACUUUAUCCUGCACUGGCCAAGGAGAGUGGAUACACAGCCCCUCAGAAAGCCUGCAGCAGGACGGCUGCCUUCGAUGAGAAUGGGAACCAGAAUGGAGGUAGCAGGCCUGGAUUUGCCUUCUACAAGCCCCUAGAACAUGGCUCACUGUCCCCAGUGGAGAGGAAACCAGAAACUACAGCCAAGUAUGUCCCUUACAAAGUCCAUUUUUCUUCAUUGCCUGAAAAUGAGGAUUCCUCCCAGAACAAUCAUUUUACACCUCCUCACGGCAACAGCCCACAUGGCAAUGACAGGAAGAGUGCUCCUAUCAACAAACUAUGUUCUACUAACCACAGCCUCAAAUCCUGUCAGGCUCAGGCCGGGCAGGUGGGUGAAGACAAGAGAUCUUCCAGGCUUUUGGAGCCAUGGGACUGUGAUAUCCAGGAAGACCACAAUGCCAACCUCUGGCAAAAGCCAGGGCAAGAAGGCAGCUUUAGCAAGACCAGGUCAGCCUUCUCAUCUCUCCAGAACAUUCCAGAGAGCUUUAGAAGGCAAAGCAACCUGGAGCUAAGCGGGGCAACCCAGGUAGGUUCCCCUGAUGGUAGGCCAACCUGUGUAGUCAAUACUAAGGUAGAAGUUCCAGAGAGGAAAGGUGACAACAGGGGCCAUUCGGACAGGCCAGUUUCGUACACAAGGCCUGACGGGAGAGCCAGUGUCAUGACUUCUGUGCACAGCUCAGAGCUCAGGGGUGACGAGCCACCGAGCCCAGCACAGGUUUCUGUCACGGCCACGAGGAGACUCAGUUCCGGCAGUACCUCUACCCUGCAGGCCUUUCCUUACGGGCAGUCCCGCUGCUCAGUGCUGGAGAAGGUUUCCAGGAUCGAGCAGCGAGAGCGCGGGGGUCACAGACCCCCGAGUGCAGGAGGCUCUGUUCUUGGCUAUCACUAUAGGCCCAGCGGGAAAGCCCCGAAUUCCGGUGCUCCUGGGAAUGACUUCCAGGAGACCGAAGCCAAGCCUGGUGUCCACUUCUCCGAGCCACGCGGUGAUGGCGAUGGUGAUGACAGGGAGCCCGAGUGGGAAGCAGCGGCCCGGCAGCCCCGUGGCCCAUGGCGGAGAGGACCCACGGAGCCCACAGCCCCUCGGAGGGAACGUGGCCCCUCGGGCCCAGAGCUGAAGCGGCUGCAGCAGAGUGCCCUGGCUGACUAUGUGUGGCGCAAGACCCGCGCGCGCCCGGGGCCUCCUGCAGGCAGCUUUCCAGCAGAGGCGCCCGUGGGGGCGCCCCGGGAUCCGGAUCGCAGCAGCUCCUUUGCAGGGCGCUUUCUGAGAGAGGACCUUCGGGCUCCCUGGGCCCCAGGGGAGCUGCUCUCUUCAGCUGUAGCACGCGGUGGGCCAAGAAACACCCCAGAUGGGGAUCACACCCUCGGAGGGCCACCUUCCCGGGGGGCUGCAGCAACCAAGUCUGCAUCAGCCGAAGACCUACUGGAGCGCUUGGAAGCCCAGGCGGUGCCUGUCCACGCGAGAUCCAGGUCCUCACCCACCGCAGACAAGAGGCACCAGGGUGUGCUCCUGGGGGAAGACAGUGGCUUUGGUCUUGUGAGGGACUCGUGUUACUUGGCUGGCCCUGGAUCCAGGUCACUCAGUUGUUUAGAAAGAGGCCAAGAAGAGAUGCCAUUGCUCAGCCACCGUCCUGCCCCUCACUGGAGUGGCUUAGGCGGCAGACCACCCUGUGGUUCCUCAGCUCCAAGUGACUGUCCUGGGGUCCCGGACCGUCAGGGGCAAGCCAGCAGAACACCGGGCCCCAGGACACUGCUCCUUGGAGAGGCCAGGGCCACACCUCCGACCCCACUUGGCUCUCCUCUGCCUUCUCCCAUUCCCUCUAACUGCUGCACGAAGCUGACCUCGGAUCAGAAGGCUGGGAGGGACAAUCAGGCAGGGCAGCAGCCUCUGCCCACCUUUACCCAUAUAGGGGCCCAGCUGCCCAGCCCAAGCAGCACCCCAGAGCCUGGGGGAGGAGAGAGAACAUGGAAGAGGCUCUCACUGCCUCAGCAGCAGCCGCCUCCUCCGGCGAAGUGGGCCCACGAGGCUCAGGAAGACGGCCUGUCCGAGGAGGCCUCAUUGCCGGAGUCCACAAACCCAAAGCACUGUAGGAAGCAUCUGAGCCUUCCUAGUGCACACAGCACUCUAGAACCAGGCCCUCUAGGGAGGGUCUCCCUGCGAAUAUCUGAGUCAGGCCUGCAAGCGUCCACCGUGCCUCAGGAGGAGUACGAGGAUGAUGUGUUUGUGAAGGACUCGCACCCCAAGGCUCCUUCCAGCCCGGAGUUUGAAGCUCUUCCUCCACCCCCACCUCCACUGAGCCAGGAAGCCCCCAUGACCAGCUCAGAUGAUUUUCCUCCACCUCCUUCCCAAGCUGAGUGUGAGGGGCUGCUGGCCAUGGAGGCUCCUGAGGGGUCGGGCCACAGCUCUGGCCAGUUUUCCAAGGUGGCAAUUGCAAAGGAAAGGCACACACUUGCUGCAGCCCAUUGGCUAGGCGGUCCAGCACCGCCUUCCAGACCCCAGACUUCUGUCCAAUGUUCAGAGGCCAACGAGUCCAGCGCACCUUUCUUCAGGAGUGUUCAGCCCCAACUGGCAGGGUCUCCUGGCAGGCAGCCGAGUUCAGGGCCACCCCUUCCCAGUCAAACCCAAAGCCUCAUCCAUGAGCUGCCUGGUGGAACUCAGAGUUUGGAGAAGAAAGUCAGUUCUGAUCCUCAGAAAACCUCCGAAGAUAUCAGAACAGAGGCUCUGGCCAAGGAAAUUGUGCACCAAGACAAAUCUCUGGCAGACAUUUUGGAUCCAGACUCCAGAAUGAAGACAACUAUGGACCUGAUGGAAGGUUUGUUUCCCCGAGAUCUUAACUUACUGAAGGAAGACAGCACGAAGAGGAAGGCCCUGCAGAGGACUGGGAGCUACCCAGGCUGUGAUGGCAAGAGGAGCGAAGACACAGCAGCGGCGGGCUUGCUGGUCAACUGCCCUGCCUACCACAGUGUGUCUGCUGCCAAGGCUGAGCUCCUGAACAGGAUCAAAGAGAUGCCGGAAGAGGCGAACGAGGGAGAGGAGCCGCUGGAUGUCAAUGAAAAAAAGGCUGAGCUCAUAGAAAGCCUCACCCACAAGCUCGAGACCCUCCAGGAAGCGAAGCAGAGUCUACUCAUGGACAUCAAGCUUAACAAUGCCUUGGGAGAGGAGGUGGAGGCUCUGAUCAGUGAGCUCUGCAAGCCCAAUGAGUUUGACAAAUACAAGAUGUUCAUAGGUGACCUGGACAAGGUGGUGAGCCUGCUGCUGUCCCUCUCGGGGCGCCUGGCCCGCGUUGAGAAUGUCCUCAGUGGCCUUGGCGAAGAUGCUAGUAAUGAAGAAAGGAGCUCUCUGAAUGAGAAGAGGAAGAUCCUGGCUGGACAGCAUGAGGAUGCCCGAGAGCUCAAGGAGAACCUGGAUCGGAGGGAGCGGGUUGUGCUAGACAUCCUGGCCAAUUACCUCUCCGAAGAACAACUCCAGGAUUACCAGCAUUUUGUGAAAAUGAAGUCAACGCUUCUCAUCGAGCAGCGAAAGCUGGAUGACAAGAUAAAGCUGGGCCAGGAGCAGGUGAAGUGUCUGCUGGAAAGCCUUCCCUCCGACUUCACUCCCAAGGUUGGGGCUCUCACUCUGCCCCCAGACCUCCCAGACCAGACAACUCCUCUUGGCAGAUGUACUUUCAGUCGUGUUUUUUCAACAGUAACCUCUCCACUUUAACCUCUUCUAAAAUACCCAGCCAAAAGAUCAUUGCUUCUCUCAACACUAUUUAAUCUGGAAAAAAAAAAUUUUUUUUUUACUGCAAACCACCAUUCAAAUUGUGUCGGUUAUGGGAUUUUCCUGGACAAAAAGAAAACAGUUCUGUCCAGGAAGAAGCCUGCUUUUCCUUCUUGCCCUUCAUGAUUGAUCUGAGAACUCAAAUGCUGCUGGAAACUUACCCCUUUCUGUUCUUUGCAGUAGAAAGCAAGUUAAUGACACUGAGAACUGAUUGGAGUUUAGAUUUUAACAGGCAAGGCAGCGUGGGUCAGUGUGUGUCACCCUCAGGAAUGUACCCACAGUGGCCUUCCCUGCUGGUGGGCAGUAUAUCCUGAUAGUGAGAUGCAAGUAUCAUUAAUGAAGGGUCUACAACCUAAAGCCUUAACAAGACAACACACUGAGAAGAAAACUGUAAAACCUUGAACACUGUUAUUUAUAUUUUUAAAAAUGAAAAAGAUCAUUAUGUUUGUGUGCUAACCACUUACUUGAUUCUGUUUUGUGGUGGACUUAGACGAUUAUGUUUGAGCUUUGUAUUUUGUGAAAACCUUAAUGAAGAAUUCCAAAGAUAGUCACACUGAGUG